Messenger RNA from Lactuca virosa, 1143 nucleotides. The record is from the annotation of a GenBank genome assembly. NCBI's taxonomy places the organism in Eukaryota, Viridiplantae, Streptophyta, Magnoliopsida, Asterales, Asteraceae.
AUGGCUGAUAUCUUUGGUUCAUCGAAACACCCUUCACUUUUCCCUAUGACUGUUCCAUUUCCAGUGAUCAGUCAGGAAGAUUACCUUCUGUUCUACAAAAACGAGCGUGCUUUAUUCACGGUGUUGCUUGUAGUUCUUCACCGAGAGGUCAUCCAGUCGAUAUUCAUGAUGGGGUUUCUUCUAUGGCUAGAAAGAGAAGGGUAUACCUCAAAGAAUCUUGUUCAAACCAUCGUCAAUUGUUUUACUGCUGACAUAAUCGAUCAGAUUGCUGAUGAGGUCAUGAUAUGCAUCAAGUUCUUGGAGAAAAAGGCAAACAGACUAAUGUUUGAGUCGAGCAGCAAACAGUACAACAUCCAGACACUUCAGUGUUUUCUUGAUCGAAAAAGUAUACAUCUAGAGGAGCUUCAUCACAACUUUGAUGAGGUGUCUGCAAUGGCGAAAGAGGUUUCCAGCAGGGCGUUUGAUGACAUCUUGGAAAACUUCAUCAGGUGCGGUGGGCCUUUAGUGUUGCAUUCUACUCAAGAGGUUACUGUUUGCAACGUUGUUGGUGGUUUUCGUUAUGUAGGUCCGGUUGUCCCUUUUCCUUCAUAUGAUGUCACUAAGUAUGUUAAGUUUCCUCGAACACCAAGCCAAGAUGCAGAAUUUAUGCUGAAUAAUGUCAUUGCACAUCGGUUUCAGCAGAUGGGUGGUGUUGGAGAAGGUGAAAGUCAUGGUGCUCUUCUACCUGCUGAAAUUUAUUUAAAGCAAGAGAUAAAUUCAAGUCCGAAUUCAUUGUAUACUUCCGACACAACUUCUUUGUUCGUAAGUGAGCAAGAAGAGGAGGUACCACCUGAGAAUCGGACUAUCUUCCUCACCUUUUCCAAAGGGUAUCCUAUUUCUGAAAAUGAAGUUAAACUGUACUUCACUAGAAUCUUUGGGGAUUUCAUUGAGUCCAUAUACAUGCAACCUGUUGCUGGAGAGAAUCAACCCCUUUUUGCUCGAAUUGUGGCUCGCUCUCCUUCUAUGGUUAGGGCUGUAGUGGAGAGAGAUGGAGCUGAUGGAAGAUCUAAAUACUAUAUCAAUGGGAAGCAUGUCUGGGCUCGAAAAUUUGUGAGGAGACCACCACCUAAGGACACUGCAGAAGGUGCUGUAACAUCGGAAUGA